GGAGCCGGAGCGCACGCGGGCGCUCCCUCUGCAGUAGCUGGACUUAGCAGGUCCCAGGGCAGCGGGGAGGAGGGCUCAAGAGGGGUGCCGAGGUGAAAGAUUGGAAGACUUCUGAAAGAUCAACCAGAUUUCGGAAACCAGAAACACUCCUGGGGAGAACAGGGGGCUCUAGACGCGCGCCGAUUUCCUCGCACUAGCACGGAGCGCUCGCAGGGUUGGCUCCAUGGGCAGGAUUCCGAGCUGCGAUUCCCUCCGGCCCCCUGGGAUUUGCUACCUUCUCAGCUUCUUGUUCGCUGGACUGCUCUUACCACGGGCUGUCGCCUUCAAUCUGGAUGUGAUGGGCGCCCUGCGCAAGGAAGGCGAACCUGGCAGCCUCUUCGGCUUCUCCGUAGCCCUGCACCAACAAUUACAGCCCCGACCCCAGAGCUGGCUGCUGGUGGGUGCUCCCCAGGCCCUGGCUCUUCCUGGGCAGCAAGCAAACCGCACUGGAGGCCUCUUUGCUUGUCCCCUGAGCCUAGAGGAGACAGACUGCUACAGAGUGGACAUCGACCAGGGAGCUAAUGUGUACAAGGAAAGCAAGGAGAACCAGUGGCUGGGAGUCAGCGUUCGGAGCCAGGGACCCGGGGGCAAGAUUGUCACCUGUGCGCACCGAUAUGAGUCCCGACAGAGGGUGGACCAGAUCCUGGAGACUCGGGAUGUGAUUGGCCGCUGCUUUGUGUUAAGCCAGGACCUGGCCAUCCGCGAUGAGUUGGAUGGCGGGGAGUGGAAGUUCUGUGAGGGGCGCCCCCAGGGCCACGAACAGUUUGGGUUCUGCCAGCAGGGCACGGCUGCCACCUUCUCCCCCGACAGACACUACCUCGUCUUUGGGGCUCCAGGAACCUAUAACUGGAAGGGCACAGCCAGGGUGGAGCUCUGUGUGCAGGGCUCAUCGGACCCGGCAGACCUGGAUGACGGGCCCUACGAGGCUGGGGGCGAGAAGGAGCAAGACCCCCGCCUCAUUCCGGUCCCUGCCAACAGCUACUUUGGUAGGGACCCCUCCCUGGUCCAGAACCACUCUAACUCUGCUCCUUUCUCUUUUCCUCUCUCUCUCCAUGCUCCCGUCCUUCUGUGUCUGGCUUCUUGGUUUCACUCACUUUCUUCCUGUCCUUCCCUUUUUGCCUUCUGGCCUUCUCUCCGUCUCUCGCUCCCUGCUCUGAGUUCCCUUCUCCUGCUGGCUUUCCCCUGGUGUCUCUCUCCGACCUGCCCCCCCCCCACAGGGUUGCUUUUUGUGACCAACAUUGAUAGCUCAGACCCUGACCAGCUGGUGUAUAAAACUUUGGACCCUGCUGACCGGCUCACAGGACCAGCCGGAGACUUGACCUUGAAUAGCUAUUUAGGUUUCUCCAUCGACUCUGGGAAGGGUCUCUUGCGUGCAGAAGAGCUGAGUUUUGUGGCUGGGGCCCCCCGUGCCAACCACACGGGGGCCGUGGUCAUUCUGCGCAAGGAUAGCGCCAGCCGCCUGAUACCCGAGGUUGUGUUGUCUGGGGAGCGCUUGACCUCCGGCUUUGGCUACUCGCUGGCUGUGGCUGAUCUCAACAAUGACGGCUGGCCAGACCUGAUUGUGGGUGCCCCUUACUUCUUUGAGCGCCAAGAAGAGCUGGGAGGUGCUGUGUAUGUGUACACGAACCAGGGUGGCCACUGGGCAGAUGUCCCUCCUCUCCGGAUCUGUGGCUCCCCCGACUCCAUGUUUGGAAUCAGCUUGGCUGUCUUGGGCGACCUCAACCAAGAUGGCUUCCCAGAUAUUGCCGUGGGAGCUCCCUUUGAUGGAGAUGGGAAAGUCUUUAUCUACCACGGAAGCAGCCUGGGAGUGGUUGUCAAGCCUUCACAGGUGCUGGAGGGUGAGGCCGUGAGCAUCAAGAGCUUUGGUUACUCCCUGUCCGGUGGCCUGGAUGUGGACGGAAACGACUACCCAGACCUGCUCGUGGGCUCCCUGGCUGAUACUGCUGCGCUCUUCAGGGCCAGACCUGUUCUUCACGUCUCCCAAGAGAUCUUCAUCGAUCCGAGAGCCAUCGACCUAGAGCAGCCCAACUGCGCUGGCGGACGCUCGGUCUGCGUGGACGUAAGGAUCUGUUUCAGCUACACUGCUGAGCCCAGAAGCUACAACCCUGCAGUGGCCCUGGAGUACAUGUUAGAUGGGGACACAGACCGGAGGCUCCGGGGCCAGGUCCCACGGGUGACCUUCCUGAGCCGAGGCCCGGAUGACCUCAAGCAUCAGUCCUCGGGCACUGUGUUGUUGAAGCACCAGAGUGACCGGGUCUGUGGAGACACCACGUUCCAGCUGCAAGAAAAUGUCAAAGACAAGCUUCGGGCCAUUGUGGUGACCCUGCUGUACAGUCUCCAAACCCCUCGCUUACGGCGACAAGCUCCCGGCCAGGGGCUGCCCCCUGUGGCUCCCAUCCUCAAUGCUCACCAGCCCAGCACCCAGAGGACAGAGAUCCACUUCCUGAAGCAAGGCUGUGGCGAAGAUAAGAUCUGUCAGAGCAACCUGCAGCUGGUGCAGGCCCGAUUCUGUUCCCGGACCAGCGACACCGAGUUCCAGCCUCUGCCCAUGGACGUGGAUGGAACAAGGGCCCUGUUUGCACUGAGUGGGCAGCCGUUCAUAGGCCUAGAGCUGACGGUCACCAACCUGCCCUCGGAUCCGGCCCAGCCUCAGGCAGAUGGCGAUGAUGCCCAUGAAGCCCAGCUCCUGGUCACCCUACCAGCCUCAUUACACUACUCAGGUGUCCGGGCCCUGGACACUGUGGAGAAGCCGAUCUGCCUGUCCAAUGAGAAUGCCUCUCAUGUCGAGUGUGAGCUGGGGAACCCUAUGAAGAGAGGUGCCCAGGUCACUUUCUACCUCAUCCUCAGCACCUCUGGAAUCACGAUUGAGACCACAGAGCUGGAGGUGGAGCUGCUGUUGGCCACGAUCAGUGAGCAGGAGCUGCACCCGGUCUCUGUUCGAGCUCACGUCUUCAUUGAGUUGCCGCUGUCCAUUUCAGGGGUGGCCACUCCCCAGCAACUCUUCUUCUCCGGUGAGGUGAAGGGUGAGAGUGCCAUGCGAUCAGAGAGGGAUGUGGGCAGCAAGGUCAAGUACGAGGUCACGGUCUCCAAUCAAGGUCAGUCGCUCAACACUCUGGGCUCUGCCUUCCUCAACAUCAUGUGGCCCCACGAGAUCGCCAAUGGGAAGUGGCUGCUGUACCCCAUGCGGGUGGAGCUGGAGGGCGGACAGGGCCCCGGGAAGAAAGGGAUCUGCUCUCCAAGACCCAACAUCCUCCGCCUGGACGUGGACAGCAGGGAUAGGAAGCGGCGAGAGCUGGAGCAGCCGGAGCCGCAGGAGACUCCAGAGAAGCUGGAGCCCAGCACGUCCUGGUGGCCAGUGUCCUCUGCUGAGAGAAAGAGAAACAUCACCCUGGACUGCGCCCAGGGCACGGCUAAUUGUGUGGUGUUCAGCUGCCCGCUCUACAGCUUUGACCGUGCCGCAGUGCUGCAUGUCUGGGGUCGCCUCUGGAACAGCACCUUUCUGGAGGAGUACAUGGCCGUGAAGUCCCUGGAAGUGAUCGUCCGCGCCAACAUCACAGUGAAGUCCUCUAUCAAGAACUUGUUGCUCAGAGACGCAUCCACAAUGAUCCCAGUGAUGGUGUACUUGGACCCUGUGGCCGUGAUUGCAGAAGGAAUCCCCUGGUGGGUCAUCCUCCUGGCAGUGCUGGCUGGGCUGCUGGUGCUGGCCCUGCUGGUGCUGCUGUUGUGGAAGCUGGGAUUCUUCAAGCGCGCAAAGCACCCCGAGGCCACUGUGCCCCAGUACCAUGCAGUGAAGAUCCUCCGGGAAGACCGACAGCAGUUCAAGGAGGAGAAGACGGGCACCAUCCAGAGGAGUAACUGGGGCAACUCCCAGUGGGAGGGCUCUGAUGCGCACCCCAUCCUGGAUGCCGAUUGGCACCCUGAUCUGGGUCCCGAUGGAACCCCCGUGCCCGUCACUGCCUAGCUUCCCUUGUUCCAGGCCUGGCCUGCGGGUCCCUUUCACCCUUCCCCAAGAUGGCUCCUGGGGAUGGGGAUAGUGGAGUAGGUUGUUGGCGUCCCGUUGAGAUACUAAGGCAGGCUCUACUUCCCCAGGGGCACAGACCUCUCCCACCAUGAGAACCACCCCUCCAACUUCCCCUUAGAAUGCUGUGAGACGAGGGGGCGUAUCAGGGAUGGGCUGCGGGGCACGGCUGGAAGGUGCAGGGUGGGCAGUAGGGGUCCUGGUCUCCCUCUCUCACCCGCCCUGGAUAGCACGUCUCCCCAAAGUGCCUUAGACAGAGGGUCAGGGAGGAGAUCGCGUCACUGUCUCAGGGGCUCUUCCCUCCACAGCCUGCCCUGUCCUCCGACCUUAGCGUGCUCUACCAGCCUAGCGGUUUUUGUCUAUUUAUUAAAAAAGUAUUUGACAAUAAAAA
Messenger RNA from Peromyscus leucopus (white-footed mouse), 4448 nucleotides. It is a transcript of the gene Itga7, whose product is annotated as integrin subunit alpha 7. Gene Ontology annotation, cellular component: external side of plasma membrane; integrin complex. Bases 224 to 4000 code for a protein of 1258 amino acids. Lineage: Eukaryota; Metazoa; Chordata; Mammalia; Rodentia; Cricetidae. The transcript has 25 exons. The record is from RefSeq and is a predicted model, not a curated record. Gene Ontology annotation, biological process: cell-cell adhesion; integrin-mediated signaling pathway; cell adhesion mediated by integrin. Gene Ontology annotation, molecular function: integrin binding.